GUUUAUGUGCGUACACGUGAAACAGCGCAAUAUAUGUCUUGGUGUGUGCGCGGCAUUUCGAUCAGUAACAAAUCUAAGUAUAUGGCUGCUCUGAAGAUACUUUGCUCCCUGGUUAUAAUAUCAGUUUUUUAUCUGGGACUGACUAAAAGCCAGGCAAAUGGACCUAAAGUGACAGAUAAAGUUUUUCUUGAUAUUGAGGUAGAUGGGAAGCCACUGGGACGGAUUAUCAUCGGGUUGUUUGGAAAAACAGUGCCCAGAACAGUUGAGAACUUUAAGCAGAUCGCUAUAGGUACGAAACUACCUGACGGUCGAACUGCUGCUUAUAAGGGUAGUAGCUUCCAUCGUGUUAUCAAGUCAUUUAUGAUACAAGGCGGUGAUUUCUCAAAUCAUGAUGGCACUGGAGGUUUCAGCAUAUACGGUGAUAAGUUUGCGGAUGAAAACUUUAAGUUAAAACAUGUGGGUGCUGGCUGGUUAUCUAUGGCUAAUAGCGGCCGUGACACAAAUGGCAGUCAAUUUUUUAUCACUACUAUAAAAACCCCUUGGUUAGACGGAAAACACGUAGUUUUUGGCAAGGUUUUGGAGGGAAUGAAAAUUGUAAGAGAAAUUGAGAACAGUCAGACGGAUUCUCGUGAUAGACCGGUUAAAAGUAUUAGGAUUGCCGAUUGUGGCCAUAUCCCUGUUGAUACACCAUUCUCCGUAACCAACAGCGAUGCAACGGAGUGAUUUGUGGGGAUGAAUGUUUUCAUUUUUAUAUAUACUUAUGUACAUUCGUAAAUAUACUUUAAGUGGAUAGUUGUUUCACAAUUUUUGUGCCAAC
Messenger RNA from Heterobilharzia americana, 817 nucleotides. The record is from the annotation of a GenBank genome assembly. NCBI's taxonomy places the organism in Eukaryota, Metazoa, Platyhelminthes, Trematoda, Strigeidida, Schistosomatidae.